Molecule: messenger RNA, 1608 nt
Organism: Papilio polytes (common Mormon)
Lineage: Eukaryota; Metazoa; Arthropoda; Insecta; Lepidoptera; Papilionidae
Product: aquaporin-4-like
Exons: 1
Coding region: 213-1010 (265 amino acids)
Biological process (GO): transmembrane transport
Cellular component (GO): plasma membrane
Molecular function (GO): water channel activity
Source: RefSeq, a predicted model, not a curated record
GAACGUAUCCAUCCUUUGGUUUUCCAAUAUUUACAACUAGCUUGUCCUCCGGUACAGUCGUGUACGCAAGUACUCGGACGUAAUUGUUUUUAACUCGACAAGUUACUGUAUAGGUGAUCGGCGGAGUGUCGUUUGAAUUUAGAUAUCGGUGUUUUAUUUAUUUUUUUAAUUUUGUAAAAUUUAGUGUAACCUAAAGUGCCAGUACUAGUAAAAUGACGGUGCCGGCGGGUAAUAUCGUUGUCGGAAUAAUCGAAGAUCUCUCCCCCAAGGAUCAACAAGCUAAAAUAAAGAACAGACUUCUAAUUUGGUGUUUACUGUGGUGGCGAGCUAUAUUUGCAGAGUUUCUAUCUACAAUGUUUCUGGUGCUGAUCGGCUGCAUGACAUGUAUACCGAGCGACGGAGUUCAUCCCAAUCCUCCCAUCUAUGGUGCUCUUGGCUUUGGAUUCGCUGUGUUGUUCACUGUGCAAGCUUUUGGACAUAUAUCUGGUGCUCAUAUGAAUCCAUGUGUCACUUUAACUGCGGUGUUAUGGAAUAAGAUAUCCUUACCACUUGGGGUAGCGUAUGUUAUAGCUCAAUGUUUGGGUUCAAUUUUUGGUUAUGGUAUCCUAAUGCAAAUAUCGCCGACCGAUUUAAUUUUAAACGGUAUUUGUACAACUCAGCCACACGAGAAGCAUUCUGUGAUGCAAACUUUUAUCGUUGAAUUGAUUUUGACGUCGGCUUUAAUAUUUUUAGUCUGUGCAAUAUGGGAUCCUUUGAAUAGUAAUUCACAGGAAUCGACAUCAUUAAAAUUUGGUUUCGCUGUGGCGGGGUUUUCGAUGGCGGGUGGUCCACUGACAGGCGCUAGUCUGAACCCCGCGAGGUCACUUGGUCCGGCCCUUUGGACGGGUGUUUGGAUCUUUCACUGGGUUUACUGGACGGGUCCCUUGUUUGCCAGUAUGCUGGUGUCGUUAUUCUAUAAAUACACUUGGUUGAAACCAAGUCUUGAUAUAAAGGUAAACUUAGAAGAGUAGUUUUGUUAUUAUUAAAUAAUACGUAUUAAUUUAUUUAUGUAAUAAUGAUAAGUUAAAGGUAAUCAUCCCACUAUAUUUAUAACUGUUAACGUGAAGGAUUUUUUAGUAUAGCAGGACUAAUGUCCUAUCAAAAUACAAGCUCUAAAAAAAUAUAUUGCAAUUAAAGUAAACUUUUUGUUUUUGAAUGACGAUCAUUAUUUGUAUUACGAUUAUAAAGAUAACUGUUUGCAUACUUUUGUAAGUUGUUUCUUACCUGUUUUAAACUAAGGAAGUAGGCAUGUCGCUUUACGCAAAACAUUUUAUAAAUACACAGGACUCUGCUGCAUAUCCUUUGCUGGCUCCUAUACCAUGAAGACGUCAAUGGAAGACUGGAAUGCUGGUUCUACAAAUAUGGAUUAGGUACUACGUAGUAUUUUAUUAAGGUUUUUAUACUAUUUAAAUAAUACUGAAAAAAAAAUUAAGACGUGGAUAAUGUUGAUUAGUUUUUUAAAAAAUAAUCUAGUUUUUUGUUGGUUAAUUUACACUAUAUGAAUAUUGUAUAGUAUCUAGUUUUAAUAAUUUAUAAAAUAUUGCUAAAAUGUAAAAGUAAGCAAAUCUG